This is a messenger RNA of Magnolia sinica, 775 nucleotides long. RefSeq lists its product as uncharacterized. The transcript has 2 exons. The record is from RefSeq and is a predicted model, not a curated record. Bases 165 to 695 code for a protein of 176 amino acids. NCBI's taxonomy places the organism in Eukaryota, Viridiplantae, Streptophyta, Magnoliopsida, Magnoliales, Magnoliaceae.
AGGUUUCAGUAAGUAAUGGACGGCAUACAUCACAGUGGCCCCAGGGUCAGGAUCCAACCCAUAUCAGUACACGAACGUUCCGCACCAUCAUCUACCUCCGUUUCCCUGCCAGCCCUGCGAGCUUGCCUCCGAAAGUGAUAACAUAGCAUAGUAUAGUAGAAAUAAUGGGGGAUUUGGAGCAGCAGUCAUUGGUUCCUAAAGAGACAGCAUUGCAAGCACUCAACACAAUCAUCCAGCUCCAUUUCGAGAAAACCCUAGAGAAGAAGAGGGCCGUCGAUCUCCAGAAGAAGGAGCUCUGGAGGUUCUUCCACAUCUUCUUCCUCUUCCUAGCAUUGGUGCUGGCCACGCAGGCGCUUUCUCCCAAGCUCCAAUGCAAGCACUGCUGGAUCCCCAUCGGCCUCCUCUCCCUGGGCCACCUCAUCUUCUACGUGUCAGUCGCCCAGACGCUGAGGUGCAUCAACGGCUUCAAGUAUCAGAGGAGAUGCCACAAGCUGACGCUGGGGCUGGCGACGGAGCGUCUCAAGCAGUUGAAGAUGAGGAUGUUGGAAGAUGAGGAUGACUUCGAGAUACAUUAUCAGGAGCCUCCUGAGACUUAUUUCGCCAAGUUCAAGAGGAAUUGGGCUCUCUAUUUUGCUUUCUUCAUCAUUACUUUUGCCUUUUCCGUCUCUGCUUCCGUUGUCCUCCUCUGCUUCUAGAACCUUUUCUCUUCUUUGAUUUUCUUUGUUUCUUUGCACAUUUUUCUCCAUUUAGCAGUUAUUUGAUUUCUAUUUCCUAA